Molecule: messenger RNA, 860 nt
Organism: Symbiodinium necroappetens
Lineage: Eukaryota; Dinophyceae; Suessiales; Symbiodiniaceae
Source: the annotation of a GenBank genome assembly
AUGAGAAGGCGAUUCCUUGCCUUGAUGCCGGCUGUGAUGGGAGCUGCGAUGAAUAUGGAGGUGAGCCCCGAGGGACGGCCUUUGCACUGGGGUAUCAAGGCCCCUCGGGAGGUUGCCUUCACCGAGGAAGCCCAGCCAGGUUAUUAUGGGAUGCCAGGGCCCAUGCCCAUGCAGCCCUCUUAUCCCUCCAUGAAUGCGCCGGUGCAGAUGGCACCGGCGCCGCAGCCCCAAGGAGGUGAACGAUCCUCCAACGAGCCGCAGGCCUUCGGCGGCCUGCGGGAGUACGACAUGACCCUGUCCUUAGAUGCAGGGCUGCACCUCGAGUCCGACGAUGGCGUCUGGAUCUCUUCCAGAUCCGACGGCCCACGAAAGGACGACGAGAACUACGACACGAACACACUGCUGUCCAUCCCGCGGCAGAUUUACGAAAAGCUGAGCGGACGCGGAAACCGCACAAAGGGCGACGAGCCCUGGGGCCGACAUGCCAAGGCAGAUGAGCUCGAAGCCCGAGAAGAUGUACGAGACGACCGCGAAGGCGGUGCUCGCCGCGACGGCCGCCGACGAGGUGCGGCAGAUCGAGACUGGAGACAUGACCUCUUCAACUAUGCCACUGAGAGGGAGCGGCAGGCACGAAACAACCGAGGUGCCUGGGGACACGACGACCGAGGAGACUGGGGUGGGGCGGAUGUCCGAGACCGAGAGGCGCCCCGGAAGCGCGGCCGAGGCGACCACUGGGAUCGGGGCCAGGAAUGGCAGGCUCGUCCGGACACGGCUGGAGGCGCUGCAGCUGCGCCGUCCUUCAAGCCUGCCGACGACGAGGAGACGCGCAAGCGCCGCAAGCGAAUGGAGCGCUUCAGCAA